CCCUGUGGCAAGUGCUGCCAAUAAAUUCUACUGUCAGUUGUGCUGUUAUGGCUGUCCGAUUUCUGGCGUAGAAAAUAAAUAGGGAGCUCGGAAAAAAUUGUGUUAAGAAUGGCUGCCGUUUUCCGUGUAGGCUUUGUACGCCUGUGUGGCCGUAAUGCAACUCCUGCAUUGCUGAAUACGCAGUCGGUGUCGCCGAUGGCUUUAACGCAGAAGUGCACAAUUAUGGGUAAAUCUAUGCGUGGUGGUCCUCGCAUACCAAAUGCACCUCCAUAUCCAUACAAGGAGAAGCGGUACACUGUACUCAAUUCGUUAUUUGAUAAAACAUCGAAGCGCAUGGACGAAAAUUCUAAAGUCAUCUGUGUUGAAGGACCUAUUGGCGCUGGCAAGAGCAAAUUUGCCAAAGAGUUGGCUGAUGAAUUGGAAAUGUGCUACUUUCCCGAAGUCAACUUGGACUUGAUAUAUAUCAACUCCUACGGAUACGAUAUGCGAAAGUUAGAUCCGCAGCUGCCAGAACUGUGUCGUUCCUACGAUGUGACGAAUUUCUGUCGUGAGCCCAAUCAUCCUUUGGCCGCACAGUUCCAAAUUCGCAUGUACAUGCUGAGAUAUUCACAGUACAUAGAUGCCUUGCAACAUAUUCUUUCAACUGGUCAAGGUGUUGUUUUGGACCGUAGCUGUUAUUCAGAUUUCGUGUUCUUAGAAGCGAUGCAUAGAAAUGGUUACAUUUCUCGUGGUGCCUAUUCGGUAUACCACGAGAUUCGUGAAAAUACCAUUGGAGAACUUCUUAAGCCGCAUUUGGUAAUCUAUUUAGACUGUCCAGUCGAUGCCGUAAAGCAACGUAUUAAAGCUCGCAACAUUGACUACGAAGUCAAUUCUAAAGUGUUCACCGAUGCCUACUUAAAGGAUAUUGAAACAUUCUAUAAACAGCACUUCCUUAAAGAUAUCAGCAACCAUGCAGAAAUCUUAGUCUACGAUUGGACUGCUGGCGGAGAGACCGAAGUUGUUGUCGAAGAUAUCGAACGAAUUGAUUUUGGACAGUUCGAAAUUGAUCACCAUAAUAAGAAAAUGAAGGAUUGGCGUUUCCCGCUCGAAGCGGAGUGGUGUGAGGCGCGCAUUAAGUACUGUAACGAAAAGAGUACUUUGAUGAAUUAUUUCAAUGUACCACGCUACGACGUUCCGGAAUUGGUGCGCGACGCUGAAAGCGGCAAAAUUUGGCGCGAUGUGUGGUACAACGCGCCUGGCAUGAAAUAUCGUCCUGGCUAUAAUGAAGAUAUGGGAGAUACAGGUUUGCUUACUAAAACAACUAUCGGUAUCAAUCAACCAUUCUAAGCUGUCGCCAAUUAUUUGUUAGUCAAAUAUUAAUAAAAAGAAAAGAACCGAAUGAAAUGAAAUGCUGUAUAAUAAGUAGCUAUGAAAAGAAUGCGAAAGGUAAAUAAAAUCCUGUAUUCAAAAAUGAUUUCUAUCGAAAACCAUGGUACUGAUCUGUUCAAUGUUUUUUAAAGGUUAAAAAGAAAAUAAUGUGUAGAAUAAUAAAUUAAAAUGCUGUUGGCGACUGUUUGUUGAA
This is a messenger RNA of Rhagoletis pomonella (apple maggot), 1561 nucleotides long. It is a transcript of the gene ND-42, whose product is annotated as NADH dehydrogenase [ubiquinone] 1 alpha subcomplex subunit 10, mitochondrial. The transcript is spliced from 4 exons. Bases 109 to 1326 code for a protein of 405 amino acids. The record is from RefSeq and is a predicted model, not a curated record. Gene Ontology annotation, biological process: mitochondrial electron transport, NADH to ubiquinone. Gene Ontology annotation, cellular component: cytoplasm. Lineage: Eukaryota; Metazoa; Arthropoda; Insecta; Diptera; Tephritidae.